Messenger RNA from Andrographis paniculata, 2689 nucleotides. Its product is annotated as cullin-3A-like. Gene Ontology annotation, molecular function: ubiquitin protein ligase binding. Gene Ontology annotation, cellular component: cullin-RING ubiquitin ligase complex. NCBI's taxonomy places the organism in Eukaryota, Viridiplantae, Streptophyta, Magnoliopsida, Lamiales, Acanthaceae. The record is from RefSeq and is a predicted model, not a curated record. The transcript is spliced from 2 exons. The coding region runs from base 359 to 2563 and encodes 734 amino acids. Gene Ontology annotation, biological process: protein ubiquitination; ubiquitin-dependent protein catabolic process.
GAUUUUCAGACAAACAGAGCCUUGAGAAGGAAACCCAUCUGUUCAAACAACGGGCUCUCGCAAACUUGAAUCGAACCCCCUAGGGAUGAAUCAGUGAAAAAAAGUAACGAAACUUAUGCUUUUCCUGCAAUCAAUCGGUAUCGAAAUCCUUCUGACGGUGGAUUAGUGUGACGUACAGCUCAAUCUUGGUCUAGAUUCUCCUUGCCGUUUCAAUCGCGUAUGCCGGGAGUAUUACCUUUUUGUCGAAUCAUAAAUCUGGGGAGUUAAAAGAAAACAGUGGAGUGGUUGGAAAUCUGUUAGUUCGGAGUGGAUUUCUGGAAAUAGGUUUUACGAUUUUGGGGAAUUUGAGGAGAAAAGGAUGAGCGGCGGGCAGAAGAAGAGGAAUUUUCAGAUAGAGGCGUUUAAGCACAAAGUGGUUGUGGAUCCCAAGUAUGCAGAGAAGACUUGGAAGGUUCUGGAACAUGCAAUUCAUGAGAUUUACAAUCACAACGCUAGUGGACUCAGCUUUGAAGAGCUAUACAGAAAUGCAUACAACAUGGUAUUGCAUAAAUUUGGGGAGAAGCUUUAUUCGGGGCUUGUGUCAACAAUGACCUUCCAUCUUCAGUCGAUGGCUAGGUGCAUAGAGGCCGCCCACGGGGGGUCAUUCCUAGAAGAGCUUAAUGCUAACUGGAGUGAUCAUAAUAAAGCACUGCAGAUGAUCCGGGACAUACUUAUGUACAUGGACCGAACAUUUAUCCCCAGCACCCACAAAACUCCCGUUCACGAGCUUGGACUAAAUCUUUGGAGGGACAAUGUUAUUCGCUCAGACAAGAUCCGGACGAGGCUUCUGAACACACUUCUUGAGUUGAUACUCAAGGAGCGCGGUGGUGAAGUUAUCAAUAGAGGGUUGAUGAGAAGCAUAAUCAAAAUGCUAAUGGAUUUGGGAUCGUUGGUGUACCAGGAAGAUUUUGAGAAGCCAUUUCUCGACGUUUCAGCUGAUUUCUACAGAGCUGAAUCUCAGGAGUUUAUCGAGUGCUGUGAUUGUGGCGAGUACUUGAAGAAAGCUGAAAAGCGCCUUAAUGAAGAAAUCGAGAGGGUGUCUCACUACUUGGAUGCUAAGAGUGAGGUGAUGAUAACUUAUGUUGUCGAGAAAGAGAUGAUAGCUAGCCACAUGCUUAGGCUCGUACAUAUGGAGAAUUCGGGGUUGGUCAAGAUGCUUCUUGACGAUAAGUUUGAAGACUUGGGAAGGAUGUACAGCUUAUUUCGAAGAGUCCCUAAUGGUCUCUUGACGAUUAGAGAUGUAAUGACGGCUCACAUCAGGGAUACGGGCAAACAGCUCGUUACAGACACUGAGAAAUCGAAAAAUCCGGUGGAGUUUGUCGAUGCCCUGCUCGAGACAAGAGAUAAGUAUGACAAAAUCAUAAGCUCGGCAUUCGGCAACGACAAGACCUUCCAGAACGCCUUGAAUUCUUCUUUCGAGUACUUUAUCAACUUGAAUCCUCGCUCUCCCGAGUUCAUAUCAUUAUUCGUUGACGACAAACUGCGGAAAGGACUUAAGGGAGUGAAAGAAGAGGACAUCGAGACGAUUCUUGAUAAGGUAAUGAUGUUGUUCCGAUACCUCCAAGAGAAAGACGUGUUCGAGAAAUACUACAAACAGCAUUUGGCGAAGCGGCUCUUGUCUGGAAAAACGGUGUCUGAUGACGCAGAGAGAAGCCUAAUCGUGAAACUGAAAACCGAAUGCGGAUAUCAGUUCACUUCCAAGUUAGAAGGAAUGUUUACAGACAUGAAGACCUCUCAAGACACAAUGCAAGGAUUCUACGCAGCCUACGGCGCGGAGCUUUCAAGCGGCCCAACAUUGGUUGUCCAGGUCUUGACAACUGGAUCAUGGCCGACGCAGUCGAACGUUACUUGCAACUUGCCGUCUGAAAUGUUGGCCCUGUGCGAGAAGUUCCGGUCGUACUACCUCGGGACCCACACCGGUCGGAGAUUGUCGUGGCAGACGAAUAUGGGCACAGCUGAUCUGAGAGCAAUGUUCGGGAACGGGCAAAAGUAUGAGCUGAACGUGUCGACUUAUCAGAUGUGUGUCCUAAUGCUGUUCAACAAUUCCGACAAUCUAAACUAUAAGGAGAUUGAGCAGGCCACCGAGAUCCCGUCCGCUGACCUAAAGAGAUGCCUGCAGUCCUUAGCCUGCGUAAAAGGUAAAAACGUGCUGCGGAAAGAACCGAUGAGCAAGGAUAUUGGAGAGGACGACGUGUUUACCAUCAACGACAAGUUUACCAGCAAGCUCCGGAAGGUGAAGAUUGGGACGGUGGUGGCGCAGAAGGAGUCGGAGCCUGAAAAGCAGGAGACGAGGCAGAGGGUGGAGGAGGAUCGGAAGCCCCAGAUCGAGGCAGCCGUGGUGAGAAUUAUGAAGUCGAGGAAGGUUCUUGAUCAUAACAAUAUCAUUGCUGAGGUUACCAAGCAGUUGCAGUCGAGGUUUCUGGCGAAUCCCGGGGAGAUUAAGAAGCGGAUCGAGUCCCUCAUCGAACGAGAUUUUCUGGAAAGGGAUAACUCAGAUAGACGAUUAUACAGAUAUCUGGCUUGAUGGAAACAAAAAAGUGAUGUUACCUGUUUUCUCAGGAUGCUCUUUUUCAGUUGGAAUGUGUAAUUUAUCAUGACUUUUAGAAGACAGCCGAUUUGUUUCCUGCCAAUAUGCAUUUGUUUUCAUUCA